GACAGUCAACUAAACGCCUCCAUCAUCCUCGACUUCUGUGCGGGCAGGCGAAACUGCGGACAACACAUGAUGCUAGAAUCGGUCCUGCCGUCUCAGCUGAUUUUUGGUCAGCUAGCGGUUGGUGGCAAGUUGAACGAUGGGAACCGUUUGCGUGAACUGGCUCUAGAUAACAUCGUCGUGAACUCAGAUUUGGUGGAUGUGACCGAGGCGACGGUCAGCAAGCCGCAUAUUCGAGGCUGCACGGCCUGUGCACUUGCCUGCGGUGACCGUAAAUGUGGCCCCUAUGGCGUCUGCCGUAAUCCCUGGACCGCGACCGAGAGCUUCACUUGCACCUGCAGGGUGGGCUAUCAGCCGGAGCUCCAAAACGGGACACCAACUCUGGUAUUUGCAAAUGCAAUUCUGACAAUUCCAGGCGUCAACGGCUCCGACGGUGACUGGCAUCACUAUCGAGUGAGCAUAACGACCCGCGAUGUCCGAUUCGAAGUGCCGAGCGUGGGUAACAUUGGCGGCCAACAGUAUCCCCUCGGAAAAGUGGACCGGAGCAGUUUGCUGGGACUGCAGCCUGGUUGCCCCAACGCGGACCUCUGCCAGCCUCUAAACCCCUGCGAAGGAAAUCAGCUGUGCAUCCCGGAAUGGCAGUCCUACCGCUGCGUUUGUCCCGAUGGCCUGGAACUGAUGUCCGCUCCAGAUGGAGUGCAAUGCGUUCAGACCACGUGUGAUCCUAACCCCUGCCGCAAUCUCGGCAUUUGCAGGCCGUCUGAUACUUUGAUUACCAUAGACAAUAUCUCCUUGGCCGUCGCAUGCUCCUGUCCUACCGGUUGGACAGGAGCGCUUUGUGAGCUUUCCGUGCCAAUGCAGAACAUACAUAUGGCCUGGUGGAGCCUACCCGCAGCCUUUAUCGUCCUAAUACUCGGUUAUGUACCGCCCUAUGGGCGGCAUUUUGUUGGUUUUGGUGGAAAAAACGACGAUUUAACUGUUGCCCGAAGAGAAAUGCCCAAUCUACCCGGGUCAUCGGCCAACCGGCGUUGA
Messenger RNA from Dibothriocephalus latus, 1029 nucleotides. NCBI's taxonomy places the organism in Eukaryota, Metazoa, Platyhelminthes, Cestoda, Diphyllobothriidea, Diphyllobothriidae. The record is from the annotation of a GenBank genome assembly.